CAGACAGUAAUAUGCACUCAAGAAGUUUAAAAUAUCUAUCUAAAUUGUUAUUGUUUGGUAUAUAUUGAGGUUUGGCCGAGGAUAACACCCUCAGGCAAAGAAGUACUGCCAUGGUGUACUGUUAUGACACUGAAGAAUUCUGGUAGAAAAUGGUCUAGACAACAACAACCAUAUAUAUAUUGGGUUGUUCUGCCAAGAGAUUCUGAGACAUAGACUUUUGUAGGGAGUUCCAAAUAAUACUGUCUCCUGCCACUCGGGUCCAGCGACUCCAUGCAACUCACUUAAUGUUAUCUGUCCACCUUGUGAGAUGGUCUACCAAUCCUGCAAUUACAAUACUGUAUUCUUUGUGGGAGGAUGGAUAUUCUUUGUGAAGCAACUCUUCAGGGACUACGAAGUUCACCAUUUGCUGGUCCAACUCAUAUUUUCAGUCACAUUUGCCCUGAGUUGCACCAUGUUUGAACUUAUUAUAUUUGAAAUUAUUGGAUACUUGGAUUCAAGCUCCAGAUAUUUCCACUGGAACCUUGGACUCUACUCGCUGCUAUUCAUGGUGAUUGCUCUAAUACCAUUCUAUAUUGCAUACUUUUGCAUUAGUAAUGUUAGAUUUGUAUCAAAAAAUAUGAUAAGACCACUUACAAUGUUCGUGUGGUUCAUUUAUCUGUAUUUCUUCUGGAAGAUUGGUGACCCAUUUCCGAUAUUAAGUCCAAAGCAGGGAAUAUUCUCUAUAGAACAAGGCGUUUCGAGGAUAGGUGUAAUCGGAGUCACCGUCAUGGCUCUGCUAUCCGGUUUCGGUGCAGUGAAUUACCCAUACACGUCCAUGGCUAUUUUUAUAAGACCUGUUACCCAAUCAGAUGUAUUAUCAAUAGAGAAGAAGCUUCUCCAAACCAUGGAUAUGAUACUCGUGAAGAAGAAGAGGAUAGCUUUAGCAGAAUCCAACAGUAUGGGUAGGAACCAGUACAAUAUGGUGGACCAAUCCGGAGCCAAGAGUAAAGGAUUCUGGGGGAACAUAUUGUCCAGUGUUGGCAGCAUUGCUAAUCCUUUGAGCCAGGGCACUGAAAAUAUAACCCAAUUGCGCCAAGAGAUAUCGGCUUUAGAAGAGUUAAGCAGACAAUUGUUCUUGGAGGCACACGAUGCUAGAACGAUGCGGGAGAAGAUAGAGUGGUCCAGAACAUUCCAGGGGAAGUAUUUCAACUUUCUGGGCUACUUCUUCUCAUUGUACUGCGUUUGGAAGAUAUUUAUAUCGACAAUAAAUAUAGUAUUCGACCGAGUCGGCAAGAAAGAUCCAGUUACACGGGGCUUAGAACUGGUAGUUCAUUGGCUGGGGUGGAAUAUCGACGUGUCUUUCUGGUCGCAGCACGUGUCUUUUAUACUGGUCGGUUGCAUAGUGCUUACUAGCAUUAGGGGGCUGCUGUUGACCCUCACUAAGUUCUUCUACAAGAUAUCGUCGUCGAAAUCGUCAAACAUUAUAGUUUUAAUAUUAGCACAGAUCAUGGGUAUGUAUUUUUGUUCGUCGGUCUUACUGAUGCGUAUGAACAUGCCCUCGGAGUAUAGAAUCAUUAUUACGCAAGUACUCGGCGAGCUGCAGUUUAAUUUCUACCACAGAUGGUUCGACGUUAUAUUCCUUGUCAGCGCUUUAACUAGCAUUUUCACCCUGUAUUUAGCACACAAACAACCCUCCGUCAAUUAAAACUCUUACUCUACAAAGUUUGUUUUAAGGUUAGGGUAGCUACAACAACGAUGGGAAGUAACAGUAUUCAUGAUGGGAUAUUUUUGAGAAAUAACUGUAAGUGCAAUGUUUUCAUUAAAAAUUACGCGAUGAAAACCAACACAUCGGUUGUGUAAACGUUUAAGGUUAAUUGGGUCCAGGAUAACAAUGGCAACAGAAAAAAGAUCAAUGUCCUAGAAAAUAUAACAAACGCGUUCACACGCACACAAAAACACGUGUAAAUUUAACGUAAUAUAUCAUGAUAUUACAAUUAGUUGAUUUUGGCGAUAUUCCAUUUAGGUUCUUUAAUGUUUAGGAAAUUAAAAAAAAACUUUAGUCCAAUACUUUUUAGAAAUAAUAGCAAGGACAAAGUUUUUAUUUAAAAUUACGCGGUGACAACCAAAACAUUAGCUGUGUGUAAACGUUCUAAGGUUAAUUGGGUCCCGGAUUACUACAGCAAUAGUAAAAAGAUUUAUUUUCUCGAUAAUAUAACAAACGCGUUUACACAUGCUUUUGUGUGCACAAAAACAUGUGUAAAUGUGACAUCGUGUCGUUACAAUUAGUUGGUCUUUGCAAUAUUCUAUUUAGGUUCUUUAAUUUUUGGGAAAACGUUAGUCCAAUACUUUUUGGAAAUAAUGGCAAGAACAAAGUUUUCAUUAAAAAU
Messenger RNA from Pararge aegeria (speckled wood butterfly), 2366 nucleotides. It is a transcript of the gene GPHR, whose product is annotated as Golgi pH regulator. Gene Ontology annotation, biological process: intracellular pH reduction. Lineage: Eukaryota; Metazoa; Arthropoda; Insecta; Lepidoptera; Nymphalidae. Gene Ontology annotation, molecular function: voltage-gated monoatomic anion channel activity. Gene Ontology annotation, cellular component: Golgi cisterna membrane. The transcript is spliced from 9 exons. Bases 308 to 1684 code for a protein of 458 amino acids. The record is from RefSeq and is a predicted model, not a curated record.